AGUAGCUGCUGCAAGUGCAUGAGGGGUAGGAUGCUCUGACCUUGGCUACUUCCCCUUUUCGCGGUGUGAAAACCAGCGUAUUCUUGAAUUAGGCGAGUCUGGUUCUACUUCCGCGCAGCCGAUGAAGUAAUUCGAGCUGUUCGCUCUUGGCUGUUCUAUUUUCCUUGUUUUAAGCCCAACACAGCAGUGCAUACCUAGUCACUUCGAUCUUUGUCCACGUGACCUUACCCCUAAUAUAAUCGGCGCCCUGGGUUUCCGAGUAGCUGGCACCGUUUUCUGCUUCGUGAAUAGCUGAGAAUUAGGAGAGCAGCAAUUUUAGGAGCUCGAGAAACAUAGCUACUUGCUAUAGCCAGGAAGGAAGGGCUCCAUGGAUUACCGAAUGCGGCUGGGGGAUAAACGGCCGCUUGAAGAUGGCAACACACCGCACCAGCCCGAAAAACGGCAGCGAGUUCCGGCUUUGGCAAGUGUGAUUGUGGAGGCGGUCAAAAUGGACAGCUUGCAAAAGCUCUGCUCCACGCUCGAGCCCUUGCUACGACGCGUGGUGGGAGAGGAGGUGGAGAAAGCGCUUGCGAAGCUCGUCCCCAAUAACAUACCGCAGCUGCCUGGAAGACCCGACCCCAAGCGCCUGCCCGCGCCGGAGAGCGCGCGCAAGCUGCGCCUGUCGUUCCGCAGCAAGCUGGCGCUGCCGCUGUACACGGGCGCGCGCGUGGAGGGCGAGGGCGGGCAGGCGGUGCACGUGGUGCUGCAGCACGCGGACACGGGGCAGACCGCCAUGGACCUGGAGGAGAGUAACGUGAAGCUAGAGGUGGUGGUGCUGGAGGGAGACUUCAACAAGCCUAACGACGACGAUUGGACGCAAGAGGAGUUUGAGCAGAACGUGGUGAAGGAGCGCGAGGGCAAGCGUCCUCUGCUCACGGGCGAGGUGAUGGUGUUGCUCAAGGACGGCGUGGGCACGCUGGGGGACCUCUGCUUCACGGACAACAGCAGCUGGAUCCGCUCGCGCAAGUUCCGCCUGGGGGUACGCGUCGCCCCCGGGCAGGAGCUCGGGGGGAGCGUGCGCGUGAGAGAGGCCAAGACGGAGGCGUUCACUGUCAAGGACCACCGGGGGGAACUGUACAAGAAGCACUAUCCGCCGAAGCUGAACGACGAGGUGUGGCGGCUGGACAAGAUCGGCAAGGACGGCGCUUUCCACAAGCGCCUCAACCAGUCCGCCAUCGUCACCGUCGAGGACUUUCUCCGCCUCAUCGUCAUGGACCCGCAGAAGCUCAGGACGAUCCUGGGGUCGGGCAUGUCGAACAAGAUGUGGGAGGGCGUGGUGGAGCACGCCAAGACGUGUGCAUUGAACGGGAAGCUGUAUGUGUACUACGCGGACGAGAAGCAGAACAUCGGCGUCAUCUUCAACAACAUCUUCCAGCUCAUGGGGCUCAUAGCCGACGGCCAGUACAUGUCCGUCGACCUGCUCUCCGACUCCGAGAAGAUCUACGUGGACCGCCUGGUGACCAUGGCGUACAACGACUGGGACAGCGUGGUGGAGUACGACGGGGAGGCCCUCAUUGCCUCACAGCGCGUGUCCGGCCAGACAGCCGGCGGCGACAAGGCAGGGCCGUCCUCCGCGCCCACUGUGUCGGUCACAGCGGGGACGUCCACUGCGGCUGAGGGGCAGGGCACCGCCACGUCGCUGGACGACUCCGAUGGGCCGCAAGGCGGCUCUUCCCAGAGCGACGCAUUGCAGCAGCAGCAGCAGCAGGGUGUGUCUGCCAAUGCAUCGCUGCUUCAACAGCAUGAGAGGCGGCGGGCAUUGACCAACAACCAGGGCGAGGACCAGCAGCAGCAGCUGACCACUGAACUGGGCCUCGGCAGGCAAAGCGGGCAGCAGUUUCCCCCACAGCAGCAGCAGUUGGGGUAUGGUGGGGACGUAGGAGGGAUGGGCGCAGGUGUUGCCGGGGGUGCCUCUGCGCCUUUAGGAGGUGGCGGGCUUUGGGAUGGCUCUACUGCUGCUGGAAUGGAUGGGGGUAACAUGGGUGGUGCUGGCAUGUGGAAUCAACCAAACAUGGGCACAGCAACAGUAGCAGGAGGAGAAGGAGCAGCAGGAACAGGAAAUACCAACAGUAGCACUGUUACCGUGGGGCCAGAUCCCUUCGCCGGUGCCAUUGUUCCCGCCGGUGCUGCUGGCGGCAGUGGUGGCGGUAUCGGAGGUUCAGGGAUGGACGGUGCUGGCAUGGGCGGUGGCAUAUCGGGUUGGGCGUCUGGGCCGGGAAAUGUGAGCAGUGGGACGGCAGGAGCAGCAGCAGCGGCUGCGGCACUCUUUGGAGGGCCGGGAGGUUUUAGUGGGCACUUGGACGACUUUGGGCUGUCGGAGGAGGACCUACGCGCCAAGAGCCUAGAGCUCCUGGAGAAUGAGGACAUGCACCAACAGAUGCAGCAGCUGCUGGGGCUGAUAAACGACUACACGCCAGCAGGGUCCGCAGGAACCAUCACCGCCAACCUACAGCAGGACGACAACGAGAUUGUUUUCCAAGGGGGAUUCCUCACCCCGUCUGCUCCUGCCGCUGUUGCUGCUGGAGGAGGCGCAGCAGCAGGAGGGGCAGUUGGUGGGGUGGGGCUGGGGCCAGAGGGGGCGUCGCAUCUCAAGCAUACGAGCAAGGUUGGGUGGCUCAAGCUGCGUGCCGCCUUGCGGUGGGGCAUCUUCAUUAGGAAGAGGGCUGCGCAAAGGCGGGCGCAGAUCGUUCAGCUGGAUGACGACGACGAAUCAUGAGGGGGAGGGGUGAGGGUAGGUAGGGAGGAAGGUGGAGAUGGAAGAUGGAAAUUGGAUGUGGGAAGGGAGCCGCAGGAUUUGGGUUCAUCCAGGUGUUGCUGCGGAGGUUGACGACGAGGAGUUUCUUGGAGGUUAAAGCAUAUGCUUCGCAUGGCUGGCUAAGCCUUUUCAAAAUCCACAAGUUUUUCCCUCGCAAUUACUAUGUGCCACUUACCUCCCAGGCCGGAUACCUCGUGUGGGAAGGAACAUGUAGCAGUUAGUUCUUCGUGACAGUUUGCUUUGUAAUUAUCUGUUGUUUUUCUGUGUACUGACCCUAAUAGAAGUGCUGCGUGUAA
This is a messenger RNA of Closterium sp. NIES-67, 3090 nucleotides long. Lineage: Eukaryota; Viridiplantae; Streptophyta; Zygnematophyceae; Desmidiales; Closteriaceae. The record is from the annotation of a GenBank genome assembly.